Messenger RNA from Polyodon spathula (Mississippi paddlefish), 4577 nucleotides. Its product is annotated as macrophage mannose receptor 1-like. The record is from RefSeq and is a predicted model, not a curated record. The transcript is spliced from 7 exons. NCBI's taxonomy places the organism in Eukaryota, Metazoa, Chordata, Actinopteri, Acipenseriformes, Polyodontidae. The coding region runs from base 98 to 1999 and encodes 633 amino acids.
UGCUUGCUGAUGCCUACCAACACUAUGUGCUCGUUGUGUUAGCUAUUGGAUAUAUUUCCUGUUAUUUAUUUGGGCAGAUGCUAAACGGAAACACACAAUGCAAAUUAUACAAGAAGAAACAAAGACUCUUUCAUGUAUUUCCCUUUAUUUAAUUAGUCCUCAUUUGAUUAAAACAUUUACAUACUUAAAUAUAGACAGUUUCACAACCACGCUCCGUCCCUGCACACACACAGCGACUGCGCAGAAAAGAUUGCACUGGUAUAAAGGUCCUGUUGGGGACACCGCUCCAAGCUCCAAGCUCCUGUCUGCUGAACACUCUGAAAGGACGAUCAGACUUGUUGAGACCGCUGGGAUGGAGAAGACUGCGCUGGUCCUGCUGUGUCUUGCAGGUUUUUGCAUGCCCGCUUCUAACCAGAUCAGAAAAUAUGUGUUUGUGGGAACUAAUAUGACCUGGUCUGAAGCUCAGAGCUACUGUAGAGAGAACCACAUAGACCUGGCCACUGUGCGCAGCCAGGAAGAAGCAGAGCAGCUCUUAAAACUUACAGGAUAUUCUCUCAGUGAAGCUGCCUGGAUUGGGCUGUAUCGUGAUGACACACAGAACUGGCAGUGGUCUAACAGCGAUGAUGUCAUCUACUCCAACUGGAUGGCAGACCUCUUCUGUGCUUCAGUCAGUUCAACAGGACAGUGGAAGGAUUUACUCUGCACUGGCAAGGAAGCUUUCAUGUGCUACAAUGAAACCAGCAACAUCACUGAGAGAUACACCCUGAUUACAUCAUCUAAAACCUGGACUGAAGCUCAGCAGUACUGUAGAGAACACUACACCGACCUCGUCAGUAUAAAGAGCGCCAGUGAAAAUGAAGACCUAGUGAAGAAAGCGCAGGGCAAGCCCUUCUGGAUAGGCCUGUUCAAUGAGCCCUGGAAGUGGUCACGCCAGGGGGAUAACUACACUUAUCGGAGCUGGUUCAACCGUGAUUCCAGCGGAGAACCAAACAAUAAAGAAGGCGAUGAGAAAUGUGUGGUGAUGAAUGAGAAAAGUGACUGGUAUGACACUUCGUGUAGCAACCUGUUUUGCUUCGUCUGCUGUUCAGGAGGAUACUCUGGUAAUUGCAGCUUUGAAGGAACUAAUGAAACUAAGACAUGGCAUAAAGCUCAGAGCCUCUGCAGAAACAAGAACAAAGACCUGGCCACCAUUGAAGACAAGGCCAAGAUGAAUAGUAUUUUAGGCAUCUUACCUGCAGUUACAUCCACCUGGAUCGGUCUGCAUCGUGACAAAGAGAACUGGCAGUGGUCCAAUGGAGAUGAGGUAAUCUACACCAACUGGAGACCAAAAUUCUUCUGUGCUUCAGUCAUGCCAAAAGGACAGUGGACAGAUUCAAUCUGCACAGAAUAUAAGCCUUUCAUGUGCUACAACGAGACCAGCAACAUCAUUGAGAGAUACACCCUGAUUACAUCAUCUAAAACCUGGACUGCAGCUCAGCAGUACUGUAGAGAACACCACACUGACCUCGUCAGUAUAAAGAGCGCCAGUGAAAAUGAAGACCUAGUGAAGAAAGCGCAGGGCAAGCCCUUCUGGAUAGGUCUGUUCAAUGAGCCCUGGAAAUGGUCACACCAGGGGGAUAACUACACAUUUCACAACUGGGCUUUUACACAACCAGACUGUCUUAGAGGGCAUCAGAAAUGUGUGAAUAUAGGUGUAAGGGAUAGUAAAUAUCAAUCUAGAGGUGAAUGGGAUGAUGUGGAUUGCAACAUGAAGCUCCCCUUCUUCUGCUUUGACGAUAAGAUGACAAUCAGAAGGGUCAAAUUGACCGCACCAAGAGGAAUGAAUCUUGAAGACCCCAAAGUGAGCGAAGCCAUUUUAGAGCAGAUUCGGGAGCACCUCUCCAAGACGUCUCAAAUGGGCGGUGUUAACUUGAGCUGGAGAAAAAAAGACGGAGAGAUUUUCCACGAGGAGGAGGAGGAGGAGGAGGAGAAGGAGGAGGAGGGGUGCCCCAAGCCCUGAGACGCUAAAUGGGGUUUCACGGCAUUUUGACACUCAUCGCUAGCAAAACAUAUAAUGAAGUAUCAGUAAAAUGCUGCUUUUUUUUUUUUUCUUAGUUUUGACAGACCAACUAUUUUUUGGUAGGUUACCUCAUACCUGAAACUAUCUUUUGAAACUUGGUUUAUUUUGGACAAGUUUAUUUCUCCAUAAUACACAGCUUGAUAGUAAUAUUGUACAUUUACAAAUGAAUCCUUGAGUUCAGGGGUUUGCCAGUAGCCUGUUCUUGACGACGUAUCCAUAGAAAGCAACAUUUCCAUGGAAGAAUCAGAAUUCCGAGUUCUCUGAAAGGCUACUGUAAAAGGCUUGUUCUAAGACAUUCAUUUUAAAUGGCAGGCUUUUAAAUUGUCUCUCUAAUGAUAUUAUAACAUGCUAUCUGUGACUGCUUGGUGUGAAUGUUAAUAAGUAAUCAAAGAUGAACCUGUUUCACUGUUCAUUGUCUGUCCCAUUAUAAAGUGCUAUUGCACUGUGAUUUCGCAUUUUCCCAUUCUUUUACUCUGUGUUUGUUCUGCUUAGUCUAUCAGGGUUUGUACAACCCUUCAUCACCUGUAACUGGAGUUUAUCAUUAGUGUCUUUGCUUAACCUGGAUUGAACUGUGUUUUGUUCCACUCUGCCAACUUUUACCACAAGAUACUGCACUUUAGACAGGUCAUAUCUGUCUCUUACAGUUAUGUUAUAAAGGCUUUGGCUUCUCCACUGUAUUGUUAAGGUCUGGACCAUGAAGUCAGAAGCCUCCUCCACUGCCCCCUUUCUCAGCUUAACUAUGCACUGCGUUUGUUCAGAAGUUAGGUAAGCAUGUGGGUAUGCCUAGGACAGCAAGCUUCUGCGUUUAAUAAACAGGCAGAUUGUACACACCAGCUUGAUUAUCAAGGGGGCAUUUUCAAAGCUUUUUUCAUCCAAAUGGCAAAGUGUGAAGGAAGCCCUAGUCUGACUUUAAAAAAGACAUUUCUGGAGAGCACUACAUUUUAUAUCUAUUAACAAAUGUUACCUAUAGAGAAUUUUAAUAAACUGAAGACUAGUGGGGGGGGGAUACUGUAUGUAGUUUCUAAUGUACUGGACUCUGCGCUCCAGGUAAGGUUGUGGGUCAUUGAGUAAUGUACUCUUUCCGAGACCAGAUAGGUGGCAAACGGUAUUUUCAAAAGUUCUAUUCUUAAGAUGCGCAAUGCCAUUUCAGGGUGCACGCUUCAUGAAAAUGCACUCGCAUUACAGCUUGUUAAGCAAUUGAAGUCUGUAAUUAGCUCUAACAAAUGGCUUCUUUCCUAAAUCGAUUUUUAAAGGAUUUUUUUUUUUUUUUACUUAGAACACAGAACCUUGCUUUUUAAUUAAUUUCGGAAAAUGGAAAUGCAAUCACUUUCUCACCACUUUACAGAAAACGUUAAUACAAUCUAAUCUAGAGCUCUAUCAAACAGUAUGCAUUCCACAUUAGUGAGAUGCUUGCUGUCAGUAUACAAGAGAAAUGUGUCAUUAAUAUUGUAUUAUAAUUACUGUGAUUUAAAAUCAAUUUCCUUUUCACAAUCCUAGUCACAAUAGUCACUACUGGUCCUGCUGUUUAGUUUAUCUUUCUGAGAUUGAAACAGCGAUAAUUUUCCUUGACUGAAAAAUAACCACUAGAGGGUGCAAAUCUGCCAUUUAUACCCCCUUACAAUCUAUACUACAGCAAAGUCGUAAUUGAAAAUUUUAGAAAUAAGGGAAGGGAGAAGAAAUUAUAGCUGCACCCCUUGUGGUCAGUUCUCAAACCAUCGCUUUUCAGAAAUAAAGCUUUUAGAAGUCUUUAGAAGCAGACUCCUUGGUUGAAAAAAGACAGUGAGUUAGUAAGCCUGGUAAAUUUUAAAAUAAUAAUAAAACACACACACACACACACACACACACACACACAGUGGACUAUGAAACAGGUAAGAAAUGAAAAGUUACGAAAGUGUAUCUGGGAUACAGUACGGCAAGACCAGGGCACUCGCUCAUAAGUGAUGGUCUGCUUUUCACUGUGGGUGAUGAUCUUUAUAAACAGGGGUCGCUGUUUAUCUGGAACCAGAAGCCAAACAGCCGGCUCUGCCUCAGCCCGAUUCACACCAGACGGGAGUUGUCUUGCUCAGACAGGUGUGCGGUGUAGCUCUGUUCCUUCUCCGAGACGAUGCUGGCAGCUGUCUGUGCUGAGCUCUCCUUCUCAAGAACCAGAUCCCGGACAUCUGAACACAAAGACAGCAUUCUAAAGUUGACUAGAAACCCCUUUCAUUCGCCCUAGUUUAUGGGCCUAACAGAAAAUUAGCUUUUUUUUUUUUUUUAACAACUGUAUAAACUUUCUUAUUGGAGAGAUACACUAUAUAUCUCCACAGUGUAUUUUUCUUUCGAAAUGUGUGUUGUUGAUUUGUGGUUAUUAAAUUUACCUCUGAUUUCAUCCCCAACUAUUAUCUUCCCUGACCGCAGCCAAACCAGCGCCUUGUUUUACACACAGAAACUCGAAGGAGAAUGUCAGCGAGGUACCGCCCUCUGGAGGACAAAGGCCAGCCCUGCAGGGGUCCGCCUGAGCUCACCAGGCACCUGGCGG